Molecule: messenger RNA, 2646 nt
Organism: Lactuca sativa (garden lettuce)
Lineage: Eukaryota; Viridiplantae; Streptophyta; Magnoliopsida; Asterales; Asteraceae
Source: RefSeq, a predicted model, not a curated record
AUGAUACCUAGACCUCCUGAUUUGGUGGCGAUUGAAGUGAAAUCGAAGAAGGAAGAUGCUGUGAAUCCACUUCCGCUUGUUGUUGAGGAGUCGGUAUUGAUUGCAGCGAGGAAUAAGGCAAAGGCAGCUAGUAAUGGAAAUGUUAAUCUGAAUUUACCUGGAAUUGGGAAACCAAAUUGGUUGCCUUUAGGUAUACCGGUUGUGUGUGAUUAUCCGGAAGUCUUUCCUGAAGAUCUUCCCGGAUUACCACCUGAUAGGCAAGUGGAGUUUCGUAUAGACUUGUUACCAGGAACAACACCGAUAGCAAAGGAACCUUACCGAUUAGCACCGACGGAGAUGAAGGAGCUCAUGACGCAACUUCAGGAGCUGUUGGACAACGACUACCGGGAGCUAAACAAACUCACUAUCAAGAACCGAUAUCCCCUACCCCGAAUCGAUGACCUCUUCGACCAACUCCAAGGAGCAAGCUACUUUUCAAAAAUCGACCUGAGGUCGGGUUAUCAUCAACUACGAGUUCAAGAAGAGGAUAUUCCCAAGACUGCGUUCAGAACUCGCUACGGGCACUAUGAGUUUGUGGUAAUGCCCUUCGGAUUAACGAACGCACCGGCAGUAUUUAUGGACCUGAUGAAUCGAGUGUGUCGACCCUACUUAGACAAAUUCGUGAUUGUGUUCAUCGACGAUAUUUUAAUCUACUCCCGAAGCGAGGAAGAGCACCGUCAACAUCUCCGGCUAAUCUUGGAAACACUGAGGGCUGAGAAGCUAUACGCCAAAUUCUCUAAAUGCGAAUUCUGGAUUAGAGAAGUGAAUUUUCUUGGCCAUGUGGUUAGCAAGAAGGGGAUACACGUGGAUCCCGCUAAAAUCAAAGCUAUCAAAAACUGGUCAGCACCUACAACGCCGACGGAAAUUCGACAAUUUUUAGGGCUCACCGGCUACUACCGAAGAUUCAUACAAAACUUCUCCAAGAUCGCCAAACCACUCACCACCCUGACUCAAAAAGGUGUGGUAUUUAAGUGGGGAGAUAAACAAGAAGCCGAUUUCCAGACAUUAAAACAAGCCCUAUGCAGCGCACCAGUUUUGUCUCUUCCAAAAGGAACUGAUGACUUCGUGGUAUAUUGCGAUUCUUCAAAUCAAGGCCUCGGAUGCGUGCUCAUGCAGAGAGGGAAAGUCAUCGCCUACGCGUCAAGACAACUUAAAACACACGAAGUUAAUUACACUACCCAUGACCUUGAACUGGGGGCGGUAGUGUUCGCCUUAAAAAUCUGGAGACACUACCUCUACGGCACAAAAUGCACCAUCUUCACCGAUCACAAAAGUCUUCAGCAUAUCCUCAAUCAAAAAGAGCUCAACAUGCGGCAACGGAGAUGGGUUGAACUGCUAAACGACUAUGAGUGCGAAAUUCGCUACCACCCGGGUAAGGCCAAUGUAGUGGCUGAUGCCCUAAGCAGGAAGGAAUACUUGCGAGACGUGGUCAUGAAUGAAGCACACAAGACUCGAUACUCCAUCCAUCCAGGGUCAGACAAGACGUAUCUAGACCUCAAAAAGUUAUACUGGUGGCCGAAUAUGAAAGCCGAGAUUGCUACUUAUGUGGGCAAGUGUCUGACUUGCGCCAAGGUCAAGGUGGAAUACCAGAAACCCUCAGGACUACUACAACAGCCUGAUAUACCGGAAUGGAAGUGGGAACGGAUAACCAUGGACUUCAUAACCAAGUUGCCUAAGACUUUAGGCGGGUUUGACACUAUAUGGGUAAUCGUAGACAGAUUGACCAAGUCUGCGCACUUCCUGCCAAUAAAGGAAACCGACAAGAUGGAGAAGUUAACCAGGAUAUACAUCAAGGAGAUUGUGCGACUGCAUGGUGUACCAAUAUCUAUUAUCUCAGACCGAGAUAGUAGGUUCACUUCGCGAUUUUGGCAGUCCCUGCAGAAAUCCUUGGGAACUAGGCUAGAGAUGAGUACGGCCUACCAUCCACAAACCGAAGGGCAAAGCGAGCGCACUAUACAAACCUUAGAAGACAUGUUGAGAGCAUGUGUGAUAGACUUUGGUAAAGCGUGGGAUACCCAUUUGCCGCUGAUUGAAUUCUCCUACAAUAACAGCUAUCACACCAGCAUUAAAGUCGCUCCAUUCGAAGCCCUCUACGGUCGCAAGUGCAGAUCACCCCUAUGUUGGGCUGAAGUGGGGGAUACUCAGAUAGCUAGGGGGCAAGUCCCUAAUAGCACCCUUACUGGUCUUGAAAUCAUAAGGGAGACCACAGAAAAGAUUGUUCAAAUCCGAGAAAGGCUGAAGGCCUCCCGAGAUCGGCAAAAGAGUUACGCGGAUAAGCGACGCAAACCUUUGGAAUUCCAGGUUGGUGAUCGAGUAUUACUAAAAGUUUCUCCUUGGAAAGGAAUGAUACGUUUCGGUAAACGUGGGAAACUAAACCCGAGGUACAUUGGACCGUUCGAAAUCCUCGCCAGGAUUGGUCCUGUGGCGUACAAACUUCGAUUACCUCAAGAACUCGAUAAGGUACAUCCCACCUUUCACAUUAUGGAUCGCGAGGUCAAAAGAACGAAACAAAGUCGUAUUCCCAUCGUGAAGGUUCGAUGGAACGCUAAACGAGGACCUGAGUUCACCUGGGAGCGCGAAGACCAAAUGAAACAAAAGUACCCGCAU